AUGGAGUGUCCAACUUUUUCAAAGUAUUCACUGCUAGAUUUUCUCUUUUCUGUAAUCGGUGCUUUGACAUUUUUGUUCGACGUGGGCUCCGAUUUAUGGGUUGCCAAGGAAUUCUAUGUCCAUGGAGACUUUUUUUGGUUCGGAGUGUUCAUCGGUUUCAUGUUGACUUCAUCUGUCGUUGUUCAGAUGUUCAGUUGGUUCUGGCUCAAAUAUGAUCUUGAGUUGGAGAACUUUGAAUCUCAAACCUCAGUCAAGAACAUCAUGCUCUUUGGCUGUCAAAAAAGUUUCAAACUGACGUGUUUUCUUCAUGUAUUUCAGCUUGGCUUCUUUCUCAGAUACAUUUCUGCCAUAUGGCAGGGUUUUCGUGUGUGGUGGCAUGGGGAACUGGGCUCUGAGUUUGCAGUUUACCUGACCCAUGACCUCAGCCUGCUGCGUCUCAUUGAGACCUUCUGUGAGAGCACCCCUCAACUCACCCUCAUGACCUACAUCAUGCUGCGCACUAACCAGGCACGGACAGUCCAAUAUGUGAGUGUGAUUGCCUCAGCUACCUCUGUUGCUUGGAUGGUCGUGGACUACCACCGCUCUCUGCGGUCCUUUCUGCCAGAGAAAGCCAAACAGAGCUGGUAUUCUUCUGUGGUGUACUUCGUAUGGAACCUGUUACUGAUCGCUCCGCGCGUGGCGACCGUCGCCCUGUUUGCAUCCGUCCUGACCCACUGGGUCGGCCUUCACGUCCUGCUACUGUGGCCCGCGUUAGUUUUGUGGGCCUGGCUUCAAAAGACUGACUUGAUGGACAGCGCUGCUGGGGAGUGGCUUUACCGGGCCACCGUGGGAGUUAUCUGGUACUACAGCUGGUUCAAUGUGGCCGAGGGUCGAACCAGGGGCAGGUCCAUCAUCUAUCACCUCUUCUUGGCGACUGAUAGCGGGAUCCUGCUGGUCACGUGGUGGAUUUACAGGGAUUCGGAGCUGACGCAGUCCUACGCCUUUACUGUGAUCAUCCUAAUACCUCUUUCGUAUGCGCUCGGCCUCCUAAUCAAAGUUUUCUACUACAGUUGUUUUCAUCCCAAGUUGUGGCAGCCUGCUGCAGCGCGCAGGGAGGGAGAGGAUAUCCCCGAUGGGCAGAGGGCCGUAAGGGUUACUUUCAUUCAGACUGGCGAUUCUCCUCAAGGCCUGAACAAGAGGAUGGCCAGACAAGCCAUAAACUUUUACACCCAAGGGGUGCGUCGUGUUGCUAAUGAAAGCUGA
Chanos chanos (milkfish) is the source of this 1242-nucleotide messenger RNA. It is a transcript of the gene xkr8.3, whose product is annotated as XK related 8, tandem duplicate 3. NCBI's taxonomy places the organism in Eukaryota, Metazoa, Chordata, Actinopteri, Gonorynchiformes, Chanidae. Gene Ontology annotation, biological process: phosphatidylserine exposure on apoptotic cell surface; apoptotic process involved in development; engulfment of apoptotic cell. Gene Ontology annotation, cellular component: plasma membrane. The coding region runs from base 1 to 1242 and encodes 413 amino acids. The transcript is spliced from 3 exons. The record is from RefSeq and is a predicted model, not a curated record.